UGGAGAUUUCUGAAGGGCGGGACAGGAAAGGGGAUCUAGAGGGGAAAAGCCCGAGAGAAGCCGACUGAGGGGAUGGUUCGGGGCCCGGAGAGAAGGCUGAACCGAGACGUUCCGAAGGGGGAGGGGCCGAAAGUUAUUUGUCCGCUCUGGCCGUUCCUCUUCCCUCCUCUCCUCGGGGCUUGGUGUGAGCUCACACCUGAUCGGGAGCCCAAGUCCCACCCGGGAGCCGCCUCCCCCUCCCCCCCGGGCUGGGAAUGGGCAACGUGCAGUCUGAGCCACCCGGCUCAGAGCCCGGCAAGGCCCGUGCCUCGCGGAUAGAGCCGGCCUCGGACCGCCCUGCCAACGCCAGCCGCCGCGGUCCCCUGGCCGAGGCAGAGUCUUCGCCAGCGCCCCCCAGCCCCAGGCCCCCUACUCUGCCCUUGGCUCGCGGUCCAGGAGUUUGGUUCCCCGGGGACCCCACCGCACCGGGGUUUUUGGUGCCCCCUGAGGGUGCCGCCGGGGCCCUACCUUCCCCGCCUCAGCCUGCUCCGCUGGCCCUCGCACCGCUCGACCUGCAGCCGCCCGCCGGACCCCCGCCAGAGGAGGCUCCUCCGACGGCGGCGGGAACUGCAGGGCCGCUGCUCCCUACGCCCCCGAAGUGGCGAAAGCCGCCGGGGACACCUAUUCCCCGGAUCCGGGGCCUGCUAGAGGCGCGCCACCGAGGACAGGGCGACCCACCUGGCCUUCGCCUGCCGCCCCCACCCCCGCCUCCUCCCCUACUCACUCUACGGCCCCCAGCGGACGAGCCAGAGCCUUCCGUGGGUCUAGCCCUGCCGCCCCCGCCCCCGCCCCCAUCCCCUCCCCCAGAACCUCAGAAACCGCCUCCCGAACGAGAGGCACCCUCAGGCCGGAGAAGCGCCCCUCCUGGGGGCUCCCCCCGAGGCGGCGCGGGUGAAGGCAGGUCGCGUCAGACUGGCAGCCCUGGGAGGGAGGGUCUAGCGGCUGGAGGCGGUGAAGGAGAACCCCCGCCAGAGGCUGAGCCGGGCCUCAGCCUGCUGUGCAAAGUGACCUUGCAGUCCGGCUCCCUUCUGGCCGCCGGGGCCGCCGCGCCUCCCAAGCCCCCGGCUUGCGGGGGCGGUCUGCUCUUCUCCUCGGGAGCCAUCUCUUAUGCCGAGGCCCUAAAGCAGGGCUCCCCGGGGCCUGGGUCCCCUAGGGCCCCAGGAGAGAUUAUGCGGGGUACCUUGGAGACAGAGGGUGGGGAAGGAGACGGAGAGGGGCCAGCUGGGUCCCCCCGGCUGUGCCCCCCAGCCCCACCUCCUCUGCCAGCACCCCGGGCACCACCCCCACCUUACGCCCCCUUCCCAGGAGCUAAGCCCAAGUUCGAUUGGGUAACCCCGCCUGAAGGACCCGAUCGCCACUUUCAGUUCAACGGGGCUAGUGGUGGUAGCGGCAGCGGCGGCAGUGGUGUGGGGGGAGCUAGGCGGCGGGGAUCCGGGCUGGCUACCCCUCGGGGGGCGCCGCCUCCGCCACCACCACCUCUACCUGCGCCCGGGCCUCGCAGGCCGGGCCCAGCGCUCCUGGCACCCCCAGUCUUCAUCUUCCCAUCUCCCUCCCCGGUCGACGCGGAGACCCGGACCCCAGCUGUCCAGGUUUCCCCAGAGCCGCAAGAAGCGCCCCAGCUGUCGCCGCCACCGCCACCACCGCCACCGCCACCGCCGCCACCGCCACCGCCGCCUCCGCCUCUGCCACUGCCACCAGCUCCCCCGGCGUCUGUUUUGUCUGAAGCACCUCCCGCCCUGGUACCCGAGCCGACUCCGGCCGUGCAGUCUCCCCAGGCUGCAGGACCUCCUUCGCCGGCCCCUGCCAAGCCUCGGACCAAGAAGAACAAGGGUCCGAGGAACGGGCGGGGCGGCACUGCGCGGGAGGAGGGCGCCAGCGGCGAGGGUCCCCGAGACCGAGCUGCGGCGACGGGCCAGGGCCAGCCCGCUGAGAGUGGCGGCCCCCCUCCAGCUCGCCACUGGCCACCCUUCCAGGUGCUCAGCUCCUGCCCCUGCAAGUGCUACUGUCGCCACCAGCCCAGGCACCGCCGGCUGCCCCGCAACGUCUCAGCCUGGCUGAGCACUCCCACCAAUCACCUGAGCGAGCCCCCAUGGGUGGCCACAGUUAAGCUGGCUGGCUCCUUAGUGGCAGGGUUGGACCACUACGACCUGCAAGCAGCUGAGGCAGACUGAUGGGGGAGAAGAGAGGCUACUGGACCAUCUCCUGUCCCUCCAAUAAAAGACCUAGUCUCCCCC
Phascolarctos cinereus (koala) is the source of this 2273-nucleotide messenger RNA. It is a transcript of the gene GGN, whose product is annotated as gametogenetin. Gene Ontology annotation, molecular function: ubiquitin protein ligase binding. Gene Ontology annotation, biological process: double-strand break repair; gamete generation. The record is from RefSeq and is a predicted model, not a curated record. NCBI's taxonomy places the organism in Eukaryota, Metazoa, Chordata, Mammalia, Diprotodontia, Phascolarctidae.